AUAGGCUGUGUCGGUGCGUUUACGGCCAGUCUGUACUUAGCAUCCUGCAUUGUUGCUGCUUUAGCUCCUGGUCCACUGAUCGAGUGCUCCCUGCCCCACAGCCUGCAUCUGAUCGUCAUACAGAGGUUUCCCCCCCUGCUGCAUGCGUAACAUCUCUCCAAGUCCAGCCGUGGUGCUCACCAAGACCGCUUGGAUCUCAUCUUCCUACACGGAAUACGCACGACACGCGCUGAGCGAUCCGCUGAGGCGAAAUUAAAACGCCAGGAUCCACCUCAUCGGGUUCUGUCCAGACCGAAACCAGGCUGGGAUUUCCUCUUAUCAUUUCAUAUUUGACAGAUCGUCUUUGUGUGUGUGCGUGUGUACGUGUGUGUGUGUGUGUUGGGUGGAGUCAACCCGGAAUUCUCCAAAUUGGAAAACCAUUGGCACAUUUCAGGAGCACCAUGAAAGACGGAAUCGCCAACAACAGCACGGCCAGCAUCUCCCAAGCCAGGAAAUCUGUGGAGCAGCUGAAGAUGGAGGCCUGCAUGGAUAGGAUAAAGGUCUCCAAAGCGGCUGCAGACCUGAUGGCGUACUGCGACGCCCACAUACGCGAGGACCCCCUCAUCAUACCCGUCCCCGCCUCCGAGAACCCUUUCCGGGAGAAGAAGUUCUUCUGCAACAUCCUCUGAUGAGCUGCCGGGGGAGCUGCGCGGGUGCAGGCACGGCGCUGCCUGUCUUCUCUGUCUUCACCACACCUGAAGCUACUGGCCAUAGGCGUUGAGUUGAGUUUUGCCAGGUGGACACUCUGUUGUUGGUCAGCUCUGUCCUGGUGGCUGAAGGUUUUGGGGGAGUCAGCUACCGAACUGGCAACCCAGUGAGCGUAUCAUGUCUUGUUAAAUAGGUUUGUUAUUGCUUUGUUAUUAGAGAACAGCCUUGCUUAUUGAGAUGAGAGAUGUUAUUUUAUUUUUUAUUUUAUUGUGCUAGAUUUUAAGAUGCCUCAGGAAACAUAAAUUUGCCCAGUGUCUACGACUUUUUCUUAAAUGUCCCUUCCCUUUAUCUGAAUGAAAAAAAUAUCUUUGUAUUAUCUUUGACAUAAUUUAAGACAUUACUUUCAGUGCACAGGUUGUCUAUUUGAAGCAAUGCUUACUGAAAGUACGACUAAAAUGUAACACUCCACUCACUAGGGGUUUCUCUUUUAAUUUGCUUCCAGUCACAAACAAUGAACCCGCUCUUAUUAGCGCUGCAGUACAGUCAGAUUCAGAUUAAAGCCCAGAAACAGAAACCUUAUAUUGCAUAGUAAAUUAUUUCAGUUUGUGCUAAUAACACUGGUAGUAAAAAUAAGAUGGCUGCACAUCAGUUCUGUUGCUAAUAAAUAAAUAAAUAAAUAGACUCCCUAUUUAUUCAAAGUUGCAGAGCUAUUAUUAGGACAGCGAGUUCUUCAGGGUUAUCACCGUGCGAACAACCCUUAAGGUCAGACAUUAUUUAUGAAUCUGCCCCCUCCUUCCCAGGCCCGCUCUAAUGCAUUCUACCUUUGCUGCUCUGUUUGAUUUACUCAUCAUACACGUCAUUCACUUCAAAUCAGAGACACUAUGUGUUAAACCUUCAGCCCCCCAAUUGGGAUAUUUUUUACAAGUCGCAGGACAUCUUUUCCUUUUAUAUCUUCAUUUGUUUUCUGGGCAUGUUUCCUGGGCCUGAUUCUUUUUGCCUGUUCUAGAGUGAAUGGCAAGGCCUUUGACAUUAAUGCCAAAACCAGAGGCCUGCAUGUUUCUCUGCUCCUUUUUGACAGCCUCCUCUGUUUCCGAGGAACUGUCCGUCUUUUAGAGUGUACAGUACGUUACAGUGCCAAUUUCUGUGCGAGCAGUGUGAUCUUCACACUACGUGCUCCCGCAGCCUUCUUUCCGUUUGGUUUGUUUUUGGAAGAAAAAGCACACUGUUGAAACCUUUCCUUUACAUGGUAGUCGAAUAGCAUUUGCUAAUUUUUACGAUUAAUUGUUAUGAUCGUUAUUAAUAUUGUUAUUAUUAUCGGUAGUAUUAUUGAAUAUUUGUUGCACAGCACUGACAGCUACAUGACGUGUAGUGCUACUAAGCUUGUAUGAUACUUAGGAGAAGAAAAAAAAACAUUUAUAAGUCAUGCAAUUAUUGAUACUAUCCGAGUAUUUUUUAAAAAUAAUGGUAAGGGUCGGUUUACAUAUUAUGAUCCCUUCGGUGGUUCAGGCUUUUUGCAUCAUUGUUUCUGUAAAGUUAAAAGAAAUGUCCUCUUGGUACUUGAACAGCCAUUGCAUUAGGAUUCAAAGUGACUGUCACAAACUAUUGGACUUGAAAUUGUUUUCAGGAUAAAUAUUGUUUUUAUUUCCUAAAUUUAAAAACCUGAGAGUGACAUCAGGGCGCUCCCACUGACCUCUUCUCAAGGAUGGUGCCAAAUCUGAAAUAUAACGUCUAGAGAUGAAUAUUGCAUGGAUUUAUUUCUAUCUAUAACGGAGAGAACUAUUAUGAUAUGAAAUAUUGCCUCUUCGUUGACAUUCUGGGCGCUACUCUGCACAUAAUAAUGUCAUUUGAGUCCGGAUAUGUUGACGAUGUGCAGCUGUACUCAUGAAUGGUUUUAUCGUUCUGGUAAAAAAAAAAAAAUAGCAUUUAAAUAACAGGCUUUGUAAAUCCUUUGAUGGAUCAAAUGAAUUAAAGGAAAACGGCAACCCCAAUGUGCUGUGUCUGCAAUA
This is a messenger RNA of Notothenia coriiceps (black rockcod), 2693 nucleotides long. It is a transcript of the gene gng4, whose product is annotated as G protein subunit gamma 4. Gene Ontology annotation, cellular component: heterotrimeric G-protein complex. The record is from RefSeq and is a predicted model, not a curated record. The transcript is spliced from 3 exons. NCBI's taxonomy places the organism in Eukaryota, Metazoa, Chordata, Actinopteri, Perciformes, Nototheniidae. Bases 441 to 668 code for a protein of 75 amino acids. Gene Ontology annotation, molecular function: G-protein beta-subunit binding. Gene Ontology annotation, biological process: G protein-coupled receptor signaling pathway.